Aureobasidium musti is the source of this 141-nucleotide messenger RNA. The record is from the annotation of a GenBank genome assembly. NCBI's taxonomy places the organism in Eukaryota, Fungi, Ascomycota, Dothideomycetes, Dothideales, Saccotheciaceae.
AUGGCAGAGAUGACGGCUUUGACAGUAGGCAUCUAUCGCGAGUACACCACCUCCAUUGCUCCAGGCUUUGAAAACAAGACUCCAGGCAUCACUUCUCGUUUCGAAGUCUUCUACGACGAGACCUUUCGAGAAGUAGCAUAG